Molecule: messenger RNA, 4139 nt
Organism: Saccoglossus kowalevskii
Lineage: Eukaryota; Metazoa; Hemichordata; Enteropneusta; Harrimaniidae
Product: frizzled-2
Biological process (GO): non-canonical Wnt signaling pathway; canonical Wnt signaling pathway
Cellular component (GO): plasma membrane
Molecular function (GO): Wnt-protein binding; Wnt receptor activity
Source: RefSeq, a predicted model, not a curated record
GUACUCCAAAUAGCGUUGCUCGCAAUUUUACGGCAAAAACCGAGUUAUUACUGUGAAAAAAUGCUCGUUUAUGACAUUUUGGUGAUAUCGAUGUCUUUCUAAACCCUGUGUGAACUCUUUCAUUUGACGUUGAUGCCAGUUUUGUGGACAAACCUUUCCAAGGACAUCAAAGGACCUCGAAACAGUAGAUACUUUUGAGGAGACCGCCGUGACACAAAGACAUGUACAGUGUGUUACUGUGGAUAGCGAAUUCGGUAGGUGCUGUCGAGUGUUAAAAAUCGGUUCAAAAUCCAACCAUUUCGAACGUUAUCGGGAAGACAGUGACCGUUCCUUCAUGACUUGACCAGUAAGGACACUUCAGUGAUCGGAACGAUCGACAUGGCGUCGUGUAAAGGAUCGAAUUUGCCCUGUAUUUGGGCGUUCAUGUGGAUUAUGGUUGUGAAUGUUGUUGUUAGUCAGCACCAAUAUGAGAUGGGCGCCGGACUGCAUGAUCAUGGCCGCUGUGAGCCGAUUACAAUACCUUUAUGUCAAGACAUUCAAUACAACGAAACGAUUAUGCCAAAUUUACUGAAUCACCAAAAGCAAGAAGAAGCCGGACUCGAAGUACACCAGUUUUUCCCGCUUGUUAAGGUAGAGUGUUCGGUUGAUUUGAAAUUUUUCCUAUGUGCUAUGUACGCGCCUGUGUGCACUGUACUGGAAACACCACUGCCUCCGUGCCGUUCUCUGUGCCAGAGUGCACGUACCGGCUGCGAAUCGCUCAUGAAUCGUUUCGGUUUCCAGUGGCCAGAACGUCUGGAUUGUUCCAUAUUUCCACAACAGGAACCUGGUGUAUUAUGUGUUGGACAAAAUCGCUCCGUGCCGACGCAAAUGCCGACGCAAAAACCAGAUAACCGAAGCGUUACACCGACGUCGGACUACGUCGUCCAUCCAUUUACCUGCCCCGAACAACUCCUCGUCCCGGCUUAUUUGGAUUACAGUUUCAUGGGCGCUGAGGAGUGCGGUGCUCCUUGUGAAAGCAUGUUCUUCUCGGGGGCACAGUUGGAAUUUGCUCGCAUAUGGAUUGGUAUUUGGUCGAUAUUAUGUGCAGCUUCCACCCUAUUCACCGUCUCAACGUUUCUCAUCGACAUGCCCCGAUUCCGAUAUCCGGAGAGACCCAUUAUAUUUUUAUCAGCUUGCUACUUCAUGGUCGCCGUCACCUACGUUGUUGGCUUUGUCGCAUAUGUAAUUGGAACUGAAAUAUCAUGCAAUCCACCUUAUAGCGAAGCUGUGGGUUGGUCGACUGCUGUGCAAGGCACCAAGAAAGAAGGAUGUACAAUUUUGUUUAUGAUUUUAUAUUUUUUCACUAUGGCUUCGUCGAUCUGGUGGGUCAUCCUGAGUUUAACCUGGUUUUUGGCGGCAGGUAUGAAAUGGGGACAUGAAGCGAUUGAAGCAAACUCGCAGUAUUUUCAUUUAGCUGCUUGGUCAGUUCCUGCCGUAAAAACAAUAGCCAUUCUAGCAAUGGGCGAAGUAGACGGCGAUGCCCUGUCCGGAGUGUGUUUCGUUGGAAUUACAGAUGUUGACGCUCUUCGUGGUUUUGUCCUUGCUCCAUUAUUUCUGUACCUGUUGAUAGGAACAUCAUUUCUCCUGGCUGGAUUUGUUGCCCUUUACCGUAUUCGGACCUUUAUGAAACAGAAGCACGAUGGCACAAAAACUGAUAAACUAGAAAAGCUGAUGAUCCGAAUUGGUAUUUUUUCAGUUUUAUACACAGUUCCUGCCACGAUAGUAAUUGCAUGUUUUUUCUAUGAACAAGCCAACAGGAGCUUGUGGGAAUACACCUGGCAAGUUGAUCGAUGUAUACCCAUGCAUUUUUCUUGCCCUUAUGGGGCGGGUCCAGCACCACUAGAAGGACUAGUCACACCAGACUUUACUGUAUUUAUGAUCAAGUACCUAAUGCUUCUCAUAGUGGGUAUUACAAGCGGGUUUUGGAUCUGGUCUGGAAAAACUAUCAGCUCGUGGCGACGUUUUUAUCUAAGGUUAGUAAGUCGUGGCCGAGACGAGACAACGGUGUGACUGACAGACACCAGGUAGGGCUGAAUCUGGGAGGGAGGGGGGUUAUGGGUGAUGUCUUUUGACGAUAUAUGAAAAUGAAACCAUGCAAAAGUUGCGUUGACAGCUUUUUUUCCCAUGUUUUCAUACAUUUGUCGGAAAAACAAAAAAACAUCACCAUGAAUAAUUGUUAUACAACCCCCUAUAGAAAACUGGAAUAAUGUACUUAAAAAAAAUAUAAGUUGUUUUUCCUUUUAAUAGUAUUUUAUUUAAUACCCAGUUUCAUAAACUUUUAUGUACCAAUAUUUUUUUUUUUUUAAUUUUUAAAGUCUGGUUAUUUAACUAAGUUGGUCAGCCCUGCAAAAGUUGUAUCCAUUGUGAGCUAUUUUACAUUUUUAGACGUAGAAAGUUUUUUUUAUAUAUACACAAACUAAUUUUCUGAUGAUGUUUAAAUCCAUGAAUGUCUAGUAAUUUUGCUAGAAGGUGGCCAAUUCUUUUGCAUGGCUGAUCUCCAAAUAUGUUUCUUGUUGUCCCCAUAUUUACAUUUACAGUACGGAGAAAAAGUCAGUUGGGACAGCCGACAUAUCCCCAAUCUGCGGCGUAUAUGAACUUUGACAUCGUAACUCUGCCUAGUCGAUACUAGUUAUGUACAUAAAAAGAAGACUUUUUUGUCGCUUGUGAAUUUAUAAAUCAACUACGCUCAAUGGUGAAAUCUACACGCCGAAAGCAUAGCUGUGUCCAAACAAGGGGGAGGGAGGGAAUCAAGUGAUCGGUCUGAAAGAGAAAACCGUUCUAUCAACAAAGGACAUUCAUUCUACAGACCCCAUUAAUUUGGCAUGGCAGGGUAACCGAUAAUGUUGUGUUAUUUGGCCGUCUUGUAACCUAAUAGUAUAUAUUAGACUCAAUAUCCAGCUCCUCUCACUCACUGUGUUUGUACAAACCCCCUUGCCUAGUUCAUGUCCUGUCCUAAAAUUACACUAUCUUCACAUUAUAUGUCUUCACAUUAUGAAAAAAAAAUUACCGUGCUAAUUUUGUACAUUUGUCCAUGUUCAGCAUUUUUGAUUGAUUAUUUUUAAACAAAGUUUAUGAUACUUGGUUGGAUGUGCAAGAGCCAUUGGCAGUGCAUUGUACAUUUCAUAUAUAUAUAUAUAUUGGGGAGGGCAGUUAUGUACGCAGCAAUCGUGGACAUAUUCGCCGCUGCCCCGUCCAAGAAGAUAUUUUCAACUUGUAGAGAUGUAUUAUUCGCUUUGUAAAGUAGCUGGGUGGAUUUCCUGUUGAAUGUCUGCCGUCUUCACUCCCAAAAAAUAAUUGCCAAAUGUGCUCUGCAUAUUGUAUAUACGACACUUCUUGAGAUAAGUUUUUAUGAAUACUAAAUGUCUUUAAUGGAAAUUGUAUCUUUGCUGUUUUCUUGUAUAGCCUGUUUAAAACAUUGUACUAUCAUAUCUAAAAACCUUGGUAACUAAGGUAACAUGUCCAUUGCAUUCUGGGAUAUUACCUUUGGAAGCUGUCAUUGGACCUCAGGUUGUCAUAUUUUAGAUUUCGAUAGCGUAUUGAUAAACCAAUUGUUAUAUGCAUUUAAAAUGAAUGUUAAUAUUUUGCGCCACAGUUCUCGACUGAAUGCGAGUAUAUAAUAUUUACUUGUGGGCAAGGUUGGCCACAUCAUUCAUUUUCCCCUUCACUAAAUCUCUGUAUAGUUCCACAUUAGUUUGGAGCAAGUUGCAAAGUUAUUAUCAAUCAUAUUGCACACCUUUCAACUAAUCGUUGGUUACUUGCUAUACCCAGGUAGAUAUGAUAGUAUAAUGUACAAUAAACAAGCCAAUCAGACCAUUGCAUUCUGUUUACUAGUUUAAAUCUGGGGAACAUGGUUUUAUUUACUGUUCAGAGUUAGACUGUAAAAAAAAAACGCUUUCCUAGGAUAGAAAACCGAACAAAAAGAAUUGGUAACUAUUAUUAUUACCAUCAAUGACAAUUUCCAGAUUGUUAAAUAUUCAGUGUCCGGACUAUUUUUAUGUUAGAAAUGUAUUGUAGGUUAGAGUACAUUUCUCAGUGUUCUGUAGCCAUUUUUAUAGCGUCUGUUGUAAUAAAAUUUUUAUUGUUGUGUAACGUCAAAAAAA